UGUCUGCAAGUGAAAAUAAAGUUGAAGAGCACGGACAACAACCACCGCCUCCACCACAAUUGAAUGGCAAUGGUAGCGAUAACAACAAAACAUCGCCCGUUGUUAUCGACAUUGAUGUGAAACGUAACGGUACUGCCGACAAUGACAACACAAACCAAGUUGCCAGCGAUCGUGGCUCUUCAGUCUUACUACGCGUUGUGAGCUGUGUGGUUGGUGUCGGCAUUUUAACCGCGAUUGUAACGCUUAUCUGGUACUACAUGGGUUGGACAUUCGGAUUACCUGCCCUCCUCGUCGCCUUGUUGGUGAUAUUGCUCACCAAACCGGGCUGGCGAUGGUUUUACAUAGCCGGUGCAACAGCUAAACGAGAUCUUACUGCCCUCUAUGCCUACUUCAAGCUGCUGCAUCUUAUCAAGAAAUAUGAAAAGAAAAAUAUGACAAUUGCCGAUAUAUUCCAUGCGAAUGUAUCGAAAAAUCCCGAUAAAUUGGUUAUUGUCAGUGAAACACAAUCGUGGACAUUCCGUCAAUUAAAUGAAUAUUCCAAUCGGAUUGCCAAUGUUUUCCACAGUCAUGGCUAUAAGAAGGGUGAUGUUGUUGCUUUGUUAAUGGAAAAUCGUGCUGAAUUUGUUGGUACCUGGUUGGGUCUAUCGAAAAUUGGUGUUAUUACCCCUCUGAUAAAUACAAAUCUCCGUGGUCCAUCACUAUUGCACAGCAUUACAGUGGCAAAAUGUUCUGCUCUCAUCUAUAGUGAGAGUUUCACUGAGGCUAUUGAAUUCAUUCUUAAAGAUUUACCCUCAAAUGUUGCCCUCUAUCAAUAUAAUGAGGAGCCACGUACUGCUGUAAGUGGUAAUGCUAAGGAUUUAAAGGAAUUAUUGGAAACCGCCUGCAAGGAUAAAUUACCCGCCUCCGCUGAACGUCCAUCACAUCAUGAUAAAUUGUUAUAUAUUUAUACAUCGGGUACAACCGGGUUGCCCAAGGCUGCCGUUAUUUCACAUUCACGUUAUCUCUUCAUUGCUGCUGGUAUUCACUUUACCCUGCGCUUCGAACAAAAGGAUACAUUCUAUACACCAUUGCCAUUGUAUCACACCGCUGGCGGUAUUAUGAGUAUGGGUCAAGGUCUAUUGUUUGGUUCCACUGUUGCCAUCCGUAAGAAGUUCUCGGCUUCUGGUUACUUUGCUGAUUGUGUCAAAUUUAAUGCUACCGUUGCCCAUUACAUCGGUGAAAUGGCACGUUACAUCUUGGCUACCCCACCCUCGGAGAACGAUCGCAAACAUCGUGUACGCCUUGUCUUUGGCAACGGUUUACGUCCUCAGAUUUGGCCACAAUUUGUUGAACGUUUCGGUAUUAAACAAGUUGGUGAAUUCUACGGCGCCACUGAAGGCAAUGCUAAUAUUAUGAAUCACGAUAAUACCGUGGGUGCUAUUGGUUUUGUAUCACGUAUCCUUCCCAAAGUAUAUCCAAUUUCAAUUAUUCGUGCUGAUCCCGAUACUGGUGAACCCAUUCGCGGCCCUGAUGGCCUUUGCCAAUUGUGUAAACCCAAUGAGCCGGGUGUAUUUAUUGGUAAAAUCAUUAAAGGCAACCCGUCAAGAGAAUUUUUGGGUUAUGUCGAUGAAAAGGCGUCGGCUAAGAAAAUUGUACGUGAUGUCUUCAAGAAGGGAGAUAUGGCUUUCAUUUCGGGAGAUGUUUUGGUUGCCGAUGAAAAGGGUUAUCUGUACUUUAAGGAUCGCACGGGUGAUACAUUCCGUUGGAAGGGUGAAAAUGUGUCGACCAGUGAAGUUGAGGCUCAAGUCAGUAAUGUGGCUGGUUACAAGGAUACUGUCGUGUAUGGUGUAACCAUACCCAAUACGGAGGGACGUGCGGGCAUGGCUGCCAUCUAUGAUCCGGAUCGUCAAGUUGAUUUGGAUAAAUUCACCGAAAAUUUGGCUAAAGUCUUGCCCACCUAUGCCCGCCCACUGUUCUUGCGUUUCCUUACCAAAGUCGAUUUGACGGGAACCUUUAAAUUGCGUAAAGUUGAUUUACAAAAGGAAGGUUACGAUCCCAAUGUCAUCAGUGAUGCCAUGUACUAUCAGACGUCGAAAGGCAAAUACGAACCCCUUACCAAAGAAAUCUAUGACAAGAUCUGUAACAACGAAAUGAGAUUCUAG
This is a messenger RNA of Musca vetustissima, 2141 nucleotides long. It is a transcript of the gene Fatp1, whose product is annotated as long-chain fatty acid transport protein 4. Lineage: Eukaryota; Metazoa; Arthropoda; Insecta; Diptera; Muscidae. The coding region runs from base 258 to 2141 and encodes 627 amino acids. Gene Ontology annotation, cellular component: endoplasmic reticulum. The transcript has 6 exons. The record is from RefSeq and is a predicted model, not a curated record. Gene Ontology annotation, biological process: triglyceride homeostasis. Gene Ontology annotation, molecular function: long-chain fatty acid-CoA ligase activity; long-chain fatty acid transmembrane transporter activity.